Theobroma cacao (cacao) is the source of this 2458-nucleotide messenger RNA. RefSeq names its product 18S pre-ribosomal assembly protein gar2-like protein. Gene Ontology annotation, biological process: regulation of asymmetric cell division. The record is from RefSeq and is a predicted model, not a curated record. Lineage: Eukaryota; Viridiplantae; Streptophyta; Magnoliopsida; Malvales; Malvaceae.
CAACUUUAGAUUAAUUUCUUUUUACAAUCCAACGGCGGAUCCCGAGGUUCCAGAAUGAGGCCGGUUGUUGAGGAUCAUUUAUAAAGAGAGAGAGAGAGAGUUUGACUCGAGAAAAGUGGGGAGGGUGAAACUGGACAAGGUGGGGACCCAAAAGGAAAGAGAUCCUAAAACAAAGUUAUCAAAAAAAAAACAAAAAGACAGCUCGAGAUCUCCUCUAACAAACUAACACGUGUACAUGAAAUCAUCGUCUCCUCUUCAUCAUCUUCACUGGAUUCUCAGCAACAGCUUCGACUUCCCCUUUAUUGUUUCUCUGCCGUUCUUCUACGACUAAUAAUUCUCCGGUGAAUAACCAUACGAACACUGAACUGUUUCCAGUUUUGACUCAAGAAGAGCGUGCUCAGAUUCUCCGACAUCUCUGUCAGCUUCAAACAGAAAAUAGAACAAGAGAGACAAAGUCAAAAGAAAAGAGAGUUUGUUUUGGCUGAUUUUCUGGUUGUUGUUGCUGCUGCUGAUGCUGUUUGGUUGGAAGGAAAAUUUGGGGUUUUCUUUUUAUUUUUUCCCUCUGGGAAAGUGAACAGUGAAGAUUGUUGACAGUUCAUGUUUUGAAUCACUGAAAGAAAGAAAGAGAAAAGAUAAUGAACAAGUGCUUUGCCAUUCAACUACAGGCCACAAGAGUGACUCAAAGCCUUAUUCCUUCUUAGCUGACACCAAACCUUUUGAGAACAAAGACAAGCCUCUGGAUUCCACUGGAUUGAAUGCGGAAGGAGUUGUGAAGGAAAAUCAGAAUGGAGUCAUGCAUGAUAUAAAGGGAAAUGAUGGGGAUUCAGAUCCCUCACUAUAUCUAGAUAAUACAAGAGGUGGAUGGCCAGCAUUAAAACUUGAUUGUUCUAUUAGUGUAAAUGACUUUGCCAAUGGUAAUGAAAAGGAGGUCAGAGAUUUUGUGACAUCAAAUUCUCCCUCUUUGAAGAAUAUGGAUUCAUUUCAGAACUCAGUUUUUUAUUUAGACAAAAGUGUUAUGGAAUGUGAACUGCCUGAAUUGGUAGUUUGUUAUAAAGAGAGUACAUAUCAUGUUGUCAAGGACAUCUGUAUUGAUGAGGGAGUUCCAACACAGGACAAGUUCUUGUUUGAGACUGGCAUGGAUGAGAAGAUUGAUUGCAACUUUCUGCCUUCUGAAAAGGAACAAGAUAGUCAACUGAUGACAGAAAAAUUGGAGACAGAUAUGUGCAUGCAAGAUGUUUCCAUGUCUCCAGGAGAAAAUCAAUCUGGCAAGGAUAUUGACAAUGAAUGUGGUUCUAAUAAAAAAGUUGACACUGAUACAUGUAUGCAAGAUGUUUCUUUAUCUCUAGAAAAAAAUGAGUCUAACAAGGGAAUUCCGAAUCAAUGUGAUUCUAAGGAUUUGAUGCUGACUAGGGUAGUGAAGGGUGAUGCAAUGAAAAUGGUCACAGAUGAUGUCUCUAAAGAGUUGUUUACCCUUGGAGAGUUACUUUCAAUGUCAGAACUGAGCAAAGUGAACUCUGAAGCCAUGUCUUCCGAUUGCAAAAGUGAUGGAAUUGAACAACAGUCUUUUCAGAGCUCAAGCAAAAAGGAAGUCAUGGUGAUGCCCCCCUUGGUUUCUGCAGUUGAAGAAUCCAAAGAUAGCAAUGAGGAGGCAAUUGUAUCUGUUCCUGCAUUGGUCUCUGCAACUGAAGAAUUAGACAGUGGGAAAGGGGAAGCUAUACUGAUCAGUCCUGCUCAGGUCUCUACUCCUGAGGAAUCAACCAGCAGCAGCCUUGUCAAUGAGGUGUCUUAUGAUAACAAACUGGAGACUGGAAGCAUAACAUUUAACUUAGAUUCUUCUGCACCAACAAGCAGCAAAGAUGAGUGUCACCACAAUCUGGACAGUGAACCUCUUGGGACUGGAAGUACACCCAAGCUUGAAGUUGCAGCUGAUCAGUCUAUUUCAAACAAUCUUCAACAAGGAAUUGGAGAGUCUAGUUUCUCUGCUGCAGGGCUAGUAACAGGUCUAAUAAGUUACUCUGGGCCAGUAGCAUAUUCUGGCAGUCUCUCUCUUAGAUCAGAUAGCAGCACAACGAGCACUCGUUCCUUUGCCUUCCCAAUAUUGCAGUCUGAAUGGAAUUGCAGUCCAGUAAGAAUGGCAAAAGCUGACCGGAGACAUUACCGGAAGCAUAAGGGUUGGAGGCAUGGCCUCCUUUGCUGUAGAUUCUGAAAAGUUCUAUUCUAUACAUCACCAAAUUUAUUAUUUUUGCUUAGCAAGUUAUAUACAUCAUCUCCCUUUCCCUCGCUUGGCCUGUACUGUGCAGUAGGUUUAGAGUGUCAUGCUUAGAGUUUUGAUCUCGUGCAUGCAAAUUUGAGCUGUAAGCAAUAUCUUAUAAUUUUCGUAUCAUUGUAGUAUUUCCUUUCUUUGUUUUCACCUUGUUCAUAAUAUCAGCUUAUAUCAGAUAAAGAGAGUUCAUUAUUC